CACAACGCGAGUAAACAUUUGACACGUGCUGAAGCGGUUUUAGUUUUGUUUAGAUUGUUUUCAUAUUAUUAGAAAACAAUGGCCGGUAAUGACGGCGACUCGGACUCUAGCAGUGACUAUGAGGUGGAGCUGCAUGUGAAGCCUAAAAGAGUGCGUCGCCCAGUCAAUGAUGACACUGCCGAUCUAUUGGGUAACUUCGACGACGAGAAACGCAAGGAGAUUUUUGAAGGUACUUAUGUAGACAAAGAAAUUGCAAAAAAUCCAAGCGAUUCGGACAGCAGUGAUGAUGCCGGAUCUGAUCCAGCCGAGGAUAACGACGACGCAGUGGAUCAAGUGGCUGAUGCUGCGGGUGCCGACAGCGAUGCCUCCGCUUCCGAGGAAGAACCCAAUGCCGAUGGACGGAUAACCAGUGACCAGUUAAAUAGCUUGCUGCGUGGUGCCUCCAAAGUGAACAGACACGUGCUUUACGUUACAAAUCUCAACUUUGAGACUACAAAAGAUGAUCUGGAGUCACACUUUGCAGUGGCUGGCACAGUCAAGUCCAUACGCAUCCCUAAGAAACGCCGUGGUGGUUUUGCCUUUGUGGAAAUGGUGGACUUGGCUGGAUUUCAGCAAGCCUUUCAGCUGCACAACACAGAGCUGCAGGGCAGAAAAAUAAAGGUGCAAAUAUCCGAAGCGGGUAAAAAGAAGUCGGCCAACAAGAAGAACAUAAUCAAACAGAAAAAUCGCAAGUUGGCCGAGAUGCGCAACGAACAGAAGACGUUUACAAAAAGUGGCAAAUUCUAUGAUAAGGACCUGAAGAAAGAGAAGGCCAAGGAGCUGCUGGCGCGUAAGCGCUGGCGUAAGCCUAAGGCUAAGUAAUACUUAUUAAUACGCUAAUGUAACAACUUAGUAGAAGACUAUUAUUUAAAUAUAACUUAAAUAUUAGAAAA
Drosophila novamexicana is the source of this 932-nucleotide messenger RNA. Its product is annotated as polyadenylate-binding protein 3. Gene Ontology annotation, molecular function: RNA binding. Bases 79 to 861 code for a protein of 260 amino acids. The record is from RefSeq and is a predicted model, not a curated record. NCBI's taxonomy places the organism in Eukaryota, Metazoa, Arthropoda, Insecta, Diptera, Drosophilidae. The transcript has a single exon.